This is a messenger RNA of Blastomyces dermatitidis ER-3, 312 nucleotides long. RefSeq lists its product as uncharacterized. The transcript has 2 exons. Lineage: Eukaryota; Fungi; Ascomycota; Eurotiomycetes; Onygenales; Ajellomycetaceae. The coding region runs from base 1 to 312 and encodes 103 amino acids. The record is from RefSeq and is a predicted model, not a curated record.
AUGUAUGGGAUGUAUGUCGAUAGCGGAUGUUGUUCAAGCGACUUGACUGAUGUUGUCGAUGGAGCAAUGCUGGAAUGCGAUGGGGGCGUGGCGAGCAGGCAAAGCAAGCUGGGCUGUAAGUGGGAAGAUGCGGGGAACCCAAAGUUCCAUCACAACCACAGCAAGGUCGGUACGAUUCAUACGACUGGCUGCGGGAAGCUGGAUGGUGCGAGGAAACAGAAAUACCCAGAAAACAAUUCAUGGGGGUCUUUGAUUCAACCACUGACGCAACCAAUCGAUGCCAACCUUGGAAAGUUGCGACUGAAGUCAUGA